Cyprinus carpio (common carp) is the source of this 2664-nucleotide messenger RNA. It is a transcript of the gene nitr4a, whose product is annotated as novel immune-type receptor 4a. The record is from RefSeq and is a predicted model, not a curated record. The coding region runs from base 63 to 1097 and encodes 344 amino acids. Gene Ontology annotation, biological process: response to bacterium. NCBI's taxonomy places the organism in Eukaryota, Metazoa, Chordata, Actinopteri, Cypriniformes, Cyprinidae. The transcript is spliced from 6 exons.
CUGAUUCAUAGACUCAGAACCUCAUGUAGACAGAAGUGCAGAAGACCCAGGAAGAAGAUAAAAUGAAUAAUAACAUCUACAUGAUACUCUUUCUUUUUCUUCAUGAAGUCUGUGAACACGAUUGCAAUGUUGCUCAUGUGGAUCAGGUUUUAACCGUAAAAGAGGGAGGGGAUGUAUUGUUACCUUGUCUUAUUGUAAAUGAUCAGGUACACCGAGCACUAUGGUAUAAACAGGUUCUUGGAGAGAAACCUGUCCUAAUAGUGUCAUCAUAUCACCACUCUCAACCAAAUGAAUUUUCUCCUGACUUGGAAGCAAGUCAUCGUUUUCGUGCAGUGAGAAAGGAUGAUAGUUUUAACUUAACCAUCCUGAGAACCUUGAAAUCUGAUUCAGGCACGUAUUUCUGUGGUGUUGCCUUCGCUAACAUUUUUUCCUUCAGCACUGGAACUGUUUUGCUGGUUAAAGGUGCAGACCUCAAACCUGCUGUUAUUCAACAGUCUGUGCUUGGUGUUAUAAAGCCAGGAAGCAAUGUGACUCUGCGGUGCUCAGUAGAAGUGAAGAUGUGUGAGAAAGGAAUACAACUAGUCUACUGGUACAGACGCAGUUCAGAAACUAUCCAUCCAGGAAUGGUUUAUACUCAUGGAGACAUGAACAAUGAGUGUGAGAAGAACUCUGCUGCCUCCUCUCCUAUGCAGAGCUGUCUGUACAAACUCCCCAAGAUGAAUGUUAGUCUCUCUGAUGCUGGAAUAUACUACUGUGCUGUGGUAAUUUGUGAUGAAGUUUUAUUUGGAAAUGGCACAACAUUGGUCAUUGAAGAUGAAUUUAAUAGUGAGAGGAUGCCAUAUUUUAUAAUAAUUGGCCUUGCCGUGCUGUGUACAGUCAGUUUUACCAUAAAUAUUUUGCUCUGUAUACCAUUGAGAAGAAAAGAUAGAACACCUCAACAAAUCCAGACUACCAAUGACGAUACAACAAGAGUUCAGUACCGCAACACAGAUGACAUUAACUAUGCUGCUCUGGACCUUUCCACUAAAAGAGGUCAGAGAAAAAGGCCCUUAGAGGAGACAACAUACUCUGUACCGACAUUGCGAGACAAGAUCUGACACUUGUAGCUGAUGAUCAUCUAAUCGUACCAUAAUAUUUAACAUAAUAUCAAACUCCAGGAGUGCAUUAGUAAUAUUCCCUAUUUGUGUCUCUAAUGAUAGAAACUGGCUAUGCACGUCUGUGCUUAUUCUGCAUCGUGGUAAACGUGUUUUUUUUUUUUUUUUCAAGAAAUGCUGUGAGUGUUAACAAUAACACUUCUGGGAGCUGACGUGCAAAAUUAUAUAUAAAAGCAUAACCACAUCCUGUAAAGAUGUUACUAGAUGUGAAAGCACUGUGUUCAUCAGCUUAAAUAAACCUCUCGACUAAUUAGAUUUAGGUCAACCUUCUAAUUCGGUUAUUCAUCUCUAACACAAUAUGGUUACUUCCUCUAUUACAGAGCAUGCCAUGUUGAAUAGUGUAUCCCAUAAUGCAAUACACUUUAUUUGACCUUCCAUUUCCAGUGUUAGAAAUGUAAUAGAAAAAAUAUCAAAUAUAAUAUUUGAACAUAUACUUUAAUCAUUAUUUGAUCAGACAGACAAGAAUUUAAUUUUACAGGAUGUGUUUGAGUAAAACAGGAAAUUCAGUGUGGGGAAAAAAGCAGGCCGGGACUUGAUUUCACAGAUCACAAAAAAUGGUAGAAAAGUGGUAGAAAAAGUUGUAGAAAAUUGUAGGUUUUUUGUUUCAGUGAAAGACUUGAAAAAUAAGAGACUGGUGAUUUUUUUUCUGGUGAUUUUUUUUUCUCUUUUUUUCCCCUUUUUCUCGGAAAAACUUGCAUGGAUGAAUCGUGCAUUAAAAAUGGUCAGUUUUGAUUCAUGUUGACUGGAUGUUUUAACAAAAUUUUAACUGUUUCAAAUUUCCAAGAUGACAACUGGAUGCCAUUUGCUGAAACAUGCAAUAUGAUGAGGUCAUGUGAUAACAUUGUGGCAUACUACUGUUAUAAGCGACCAGGUGAUGGCAGUGAGAGAUCACAAAUAGAGAAAAGCAGACAAAGAUAUUUUUAUCUUGAUUUUCAGCAUAUUAUGCUUAUGUAAAUUCACUUACACAAUAUUCUUUCAUCGUUCAUCAUGCAAAUUAUUUAAUAUAAAGACUUACAGUAGCAACACUUCAUUUGCAUUCAUUUGAAUAUUUAAACACACCUGUCAUUUAUGUUCAUGACUCCUCAACCUUUUACAAUAUAAAUAUACUGUAAUUUCUUUCAGGGUUUAAAAUCAUGGGUUUGUAGUCCAAAUCUUGAAAUACUGUAAAUGUUAAGCAGUUUCCACUAAGAAAUUUCAAGUGGAUCUUUUUGUUGUUGUUUGUUUCACCACCACUUAAUAUGUAUCAACAUCAGUGAUGCAUUUGCUGUAAAGUGUGAUAUUUUCAUCAAAAUAUUUUAAGAUUAAACUGAGUUUUUUAUGUGUGUUUGUGAGUUCACGUAUGUCAGCUAUUGGCCCUUCUCUGACAUGUACUAUAAAGGGGAUUUUUCCUUUGUCUGAUGUAGAAGCUUAUCAGUGUAAAGAGUUUAUACAAUGCUAGUUAUUUUAAAUAUGUAUAGCUCCAUUUAUACUUUGUUUAAUCCUGAUUGAGGUUAUACAUCAGAAUAGAUAC